UCUCUCUCUUUGUUAUUCUUUCUAACUAUUUAUGUCUCUGUUUCUUUUUCUCUUUUCAAUCAGCUAAUGAAAUCGAACUUUUAACUCACGUGUUUUUUACAUAUAUCGUAUCUUUAGAUACAUUUUCGAAAUUACAUUAUCGAGAUCUAAGUAUCAUAUUUGUUGGCCAAAAAUAAUUUAAAGAAAAGCUGAAUGAGAGUUAAAAGAAAAAAAAAAUUGAGAUAUAAAUAUUGAUGUAUAUUUCUUUAUAACGCAUCGUUCAAGUUCAUUGUGUUUGAUCGUAAACCGAUGGGGAUUUAAUCGCAGGUGUGUUAUUCUUAAAGAAAAAAAAAUAACGGGUGGUUUCGUCGUGGUGUUGGUGUCCUUGAAGAAUGAAUACGUGUAACGUAGUACAUCGUAGUUGUUAUAUUAUAAAAGAACAACCGGGAGUAAUUAAGGGAUGAAAAAAAGACGAAUGUGAUAAGAAACGCUAACGUGCGUUUAAUUAAGCAAAGAAACUUUAUAAUUCGCUUGCGAAAUGAAAACUGUUUAAAAGCUGUGGUAAGAAUUAGAAGGGAACGUGGAGAAAGAGUCACGUGUUAAAUAAUUAGAUAGAGUUCAAAUCUCGACUUGAAAUCUUACUCAAGGUGAACGCUAAAGUUGUUGUUGUGUAUACGGUCCCACGUGAACGGAAUAUAGCGAUAAUUGCACCAGCUAAAAGAUGUUAACCCUUUACGUUUCAACUACCAACAUUGCUGAAAUAACAACAAGAGAACACAUAUAAACACAUACGUGUACGUAAAACAAGUAGAUACAAUCUAUAGGAAACUUAUCAAAGUAACGAUAUUAUCGAAACUUACACGUAUUUAUUAUUAAGUAUAACUAAAAAAUGAUAAUGUUGACGGCAGUUCUAGCAGUUGGAUUAGAAUGUCUGUAGUUGUUAUACCAGCAACGUUAUAGUUAGUUUGAGAACGAAGAGUUAAACGAGAAUACGUUUCAAUACGAUGAUUAUUAUUAUUCAUAGGAAAAAAAGAAAUUCUUUUUUUAAUUUAGUGAUAUAUCGUGUAUGUAUAAACGGGUACUGCUUGUCUUCGUAAAGACAGUCAUGGACGUAAAAUCGUUAAGUAGGUUAGUGGGUAGCGAGAGAAACUUUGGUUGAACCUUUGCCGAGUGAACAGGACUUCUAAGGGUGUUAUUGCUAGCCCUUAGGAGCAUAACUUACACGGUAAAUUAUAUCCAAAUAGCAUUUCAUUUUAUUUUCUCAUUGUGGUUCUAUAUAUAAUAAUGCCGGUCGUAAAUCUUUAUGGAAAUGAUUAUCGGAUGAAAGAGACGCAAAGUUUCGAGCAAUAUUCUACACCGUUUGAUAUCAUUACCAAUAGCAUGAUAUAGAGCCGUUAUAAUCUAAUGAAUUCUUGGGAUAAAACGCAAUGAUCUUUUGCUAGCACGCUCUUUCGAAACGUGCAAGAUGAUGCACGCAACGUGUCUAACAAAAUAUAAUGUUGUAUUAUGAUAUCGUGAAAUUCUUCGUAUGAUUUCUUUUCUUUAUAUAUGUAUAUAUAAAAUUUAUUCGAUUUUGUCAAGACGAUCCAAAAAUUUGAAACUUGUCGUCCUGAAAGAGAGAAUAUUGCGUUUUAUGUAAAAAAAAGCGGAGGUACAAAGCCAAGAUCGAUGAAUCGAGUCGAAGGUCAUGUUUCGAUCGUUCUUUUACGCGACUAUUAGACUGUUCGAUGAGUUCCCGGCGAAAAUGUUACUUUUUUUCUUUUUGUUUUAAAUUACCAACGCUCGUCGUCGAUGUAAUGGCGAGAGUGAAGAUUGCAAAUCGAUUCUUAUUCCAGCGGCGUAAUAACCAUUAGACACGAAAACUGAACGUGUUAUACGACGUCGCCGUUGCUUUCGUUUUUGCAGACACCUGCUUCUAUCUCUAUCUCUCUUCUUUUUUCUUUUUCUUUCUUUAUCCUCUUUAGAAAUUCGUCUCUCGUUUCGCGAACUACUCGAAAAGUUAAAAGCUUCUGAUAAAUGACUUUCACGCCUUGCCUCGAGUCUUAAUUAAUAAUAAUAUUAUCUAUCAAAGACUUUAGAAUUUCGAAGAAAGAUACGACAAUACGAUCUACGUCUUUGUGAAACUAUUUAGAAAUUUAUAACGAACGUGUGAGAGAUCUUUUGAAACCAUCCUCGAGUAGCCAUAAUCUAAAAGUUCGUGAACAUCCUCGACUAGGUCCUUACGUCCAAGGAUUGACAUAUCACGUGGCUCAUACAUUGGAAACGUUAAUGUCAUACGUCGAGGGAGGUACAAAAGCCAGAAAGACAGCCGCAACGUUACAAAAUUCCAACAGUAGUCGUAGUCACGCAUUGCUCACAAUUCUUCUUAAUCCGGAGAUAGGAACGGCGACAGCUACGACAGGGCAACAACCAACGAAGGGAGGAAAUACCAAUAGCAAAUACAAUGAUGGCGCGUCCUCUUCUAGGCGCAACGACGUCAUACCUCGUAAUAACGGCAGUAAGCUGCAUUUGGUCGAUCUAGCCGGUAGCGAAAACGCUCAAAGGUGCGAUGGUGUGCAUCGACUAAAAGAAGGUGCGAAUAUAAAUAAAAGUUUGGUAGCCUUGGGCAAUGUUAUUUCGGCUUUAACGGGGAAAGUCUCAGGUGCUAGUGGUUCUAGUAGAAGGUAUAUCCCUUAUAGAGAUUCUUCGCUUACUUGGCUUCUGAAGGACGCACUUGGUGGAAAUGCUACCACCGUUAUGCUCGCAACCGUAUCACCAGCCAGUGAAAAUUACAACGAAACCGCGCAUACGUUACGAUUCGCUCAAAGGGCGCACAGCGUGGUCAAUAAACCCAUGGUCAAUGAAGAUCCCAUGGCAAAAACAAUCCGUGAAUUAAGGGCUGAGAUAACGAGAUUGAAAUCUUUGUUAUUAGAGAAGAACAUCGAGCCAGAUAAAACAUCAUUACAAGAUGAAUCUGGGACGAACGAUUCAGGAAAAAAGAAGGAUCAGUCGUCGAAAAAUAGCGUGCUGGGAAAUAAACAGAGAAUCGAAACUUAUCGACAGAUAGAACAUAUAAAAGAAGGUGUUAGUAGUGUUGGUGGUAGUAGUGGAGUUCUUUCUUUAAUCAGAAGGGUAAAUUCAACUGAGAACUUAGCAAAUCACGACAAUGCCUCCGUAAAAUCUAUUAGAAAAUUUGGCUCGUACGAACGUCUCGAUUACAAAACGAAAACUAGUUACAGUUAUAAUCGUGCCGAAGUUUCCGAGUUAGAGGACGAAGGAAAUGAUUUCAUCGGAGAAAUAAACGAAGCUGUAUUCGUCGACAUUCCAACUCUUGUCGCGGUACUUAUAAAACCGGAUAAUAAUUUCCACGAGAGCUCGACACAAAUCGAAGAGAUUUGUUCUGACGAGAUACACGAUUAUCCGAUCGAGUCGGAUUUUAUAGGAAGUAAUAACCUUCGUGAGAUCUGUAAAAAUCGUACGAGCAAAGCUGCGAACGACGACUAUGAAGAUGAAAAUAAUCAUUUCGAUCUAGAUCUGGAUAAUGAAAUAAACGAUACUCGUUCGAAUAUCAUUCAUUCGAAAAGAAAAGAAAAAUCUAAAUUUUGUAAACAAGAUUCCAUCAAUGUUGCAACACCAACGGAAACAUCUACGAACUUGUAUAUGUCAAGAAAAUUUGGUUCUGUCGAGAUAUUACAAAAAAAACGUGAUAAUCUAGCGACUCUAGAGAGAUCCAACACGAAUUUGGAGAAACAAUCGACGGUACCUGAGGAAGUCGACAUAGAGAAUAAACUCGUAAAUAAAAGAAAAGCCGAAAAUUCUAAAAGUGAUAGCUAUACGAGUUUAUGGAAAGAUACUAAUAAAUUUGAUAGUAGAGAUCAUCUUCAAAGAACUGGUAGUAAUGAGUUUGAAAAAAAUUCCAAAGAUAAUUCAUCCGUGAUAGGUCUUAUAGGGAAGAUUAAAAAUACAGCGAGAAAGCCAAGUUUAGAAAAUUUAAAGAGGAAGACUAGUAAGGACAGUAGUUCGAGUAGCUCGAAAGACGAACAGAUAUUGAUUUCGAGUUUGACGAAUGAUAAGGUCUUAAGGAGAAAAGAUUCGUUGGAUCAUAGUCCAUCUACAAGGGUUCACACUCCUGUACAAAAAGCGAAGAGAGCGGAGAUCGUAGCUGCUGUUACGGAAAGAUUAUAUUCGAGUAGGAAACAGGUGGAAGACAUGACAACCGUGACAGGGUCCGCAUCAACGUCUCUGUCAGGUAUUCGUUCUCCUCCAGAGGGAACGGAUGUUAGAUUAACGACUUCCUCUUUGACGGCUAAAACGAAACUUCAAGAGAUAUCGAGGAAGAUGCUAGCCAAACGACGGCGUGUCAACGUCGACACGCAAACGGAACAAAUGCAAACGAUUCGUAUGAAGGAUUCGGCAUCUUUGACGGAUGAGACAAAAAUUGUUUGUCAAGACGUAGGUGUAUUAACUGACGAGCAUAACGAUUAUCAAACGAAGAUGGACAAUAGAUCGCCUGUUAUUAGAGUAAAGGAAAUUGCAACGUUAACGGACAAAUUAAAAAGCGAAAUCAUGGAAUCUAAAGAUGCGGAGUGUCUGGUGAAUGAUCUCAAUUUUUACGAAUACGGUGUGAAUUUUUUAAAUAAUAAUUCCAAAAUAUUAUUGGAAGAUAUAAGAACGUAUACAAGUAGAAUGUCUAACACAGAUACUUCAGAAUUAUGUUUAGCUAACGAUAAAAAAGUCGAUCGUUUUGAUAAAUCAACGAAUACCGUGGUCGUUCCUGUUGCAGUCAAUUCUAUCGUUCAAACGCAACAGCCACCGGAGCAAUCCGUCGUACAAGAAAAAACAACGCAAUAUUUUGGAGAGAAUUACAAUGCAAUUGAAGAAUCCAAUCCUACAAUGGCUGUACAGAAAUCAGAGAGAAAUGUUAUUUCCAUGUGUUUACCUGACACGAUUAGUAUAACUAUCGAAAGCUCGAAUCUUUUAGAAUCAAAAGUUGUUAUAAUUGACGAUACUUUAAAUAAGACAAGUAUCUCGGAGAAAAGAGAUAUAUCUCAUUUAAAAGACAACGAGUGUCAAACUGAAAUUGAAAAGAAAAAUGUCAAACAGGAGGACAAGAGUAAUGAUUGUUACGUAAAAGGAUUUGCAACAAAAUCAAGUGUCAGUCAGACGGAUAGCAAAUGUUUUAGAAUCGAAAAUAUCUUUGAAGAUCCUCGACAUAUCUCUAAGAUACGUACUCAAUCGGAAGAAAAUACUUUGAAUACAUCUAAAAACACAGCUACGAAAGCAUCAGUUACUUUUACCAAUUCUUUGGGUACUUCUUUCAUUCCAGAUACCAAAGAAUGUGCUACCGAUAUGAACAAGGGACAGGUUUAUGCACUUCAAAGUGGUCGAUCGUUUAACCGAGACAAAAGCUUCAGAGAAACAUUUAUUUCGAAAAAAUAUAAUAAUCCAUUAGCUACAGAUAUUUGGAAAAAUUGGAUGAUUUCAUUUCCUCCAACUUCGUGGCAACACCAAAGAAAUGUAUUAUCAGUUAACGGGUUGACCUUUGCAUGGAAUAAUUCUCUAAAUAAUGAUUGUACCGCGAUCGUUAGUACUACGGAUUUGAAAGAACCUAAUCUAAAUUCCAAUGUCUUUCUUCCCAAUAAUAUGUACGAUAAUAACGAAGUUACAGAUUUAAAAUCUCCAUCUUUAAUCGCCAGAAUAGAUUCAAAGAGAUUGUUAGAACACGAUUAUAACUUUUCAGAUGACAGUCUUGAUUAUAACGAGGAAAAUGUUAUCUCUAAUUCGAAUAAUAUAAAUACGGACACUCCUGAGGAGAGUGAAAUUUUUGAAAAUAUUUGUCCACCUGACGUCGUUGCUCAUACUAAGAAAGAAAAUUCGACUUCAUUAGGAAAUACUUGCGACAAUAAUGUCGAGGUCUCACUCGCGAAUCAUUUCGAAGAGGAUCUAGUAGAAUUCCCAAAGAAAAAACCCGUUGAACCAAUCGAUGGAUCUUUCAUUUCUGUUCACGAUUAUAAAUCAUUGAUUUUAGGUAAAGAUACAAUCAACAUCGAUAAUUCACAGGAAGCUCGAAAUAAUUUCGGAGAAAAAUCAUCAAAUUUUUUGAAAAAUUCUUGCAAGAAAAAAGUAACUUUUAUGGAUAGCAAAACUUCAAGGGAACAUCACAAUCAGAUUGGACCAACAGAAGCAAAUUCAUUAAGUCAAAGUAAAACUUUUUCCAAGCCUUUUAUUAAAAAAAAGAUGCACGAACAUAAUGCUAAUGAUGAUGAUUGUCAGGCUCUUCAUAUGAACGAUAAAGAAUUAUUGAUAAAUAAAGAUAAAACUUUGGAUAAUCAUCUUGAAAAUAUAAAUAAUAGCGAAAAUGAUAACAUCGAAGAUUGUGUGCAAGAGAAAAAGACAUCGGCUAAUUUUGUCAAGGUUUCGAGUAAUAAAAACAUCAAGUCCUGCGAAAAAAAUAGUUUUCAAAAUAGUUGCAGUGAUUCCGAUAGUAGUGAGGACAUUAACAGGGACGGGGAUUGUGUUAUAAAAUUAAAGAGGAAAAUAUUACAAGAAUACGUUAACGAGGCAACAACGUUUAUGCGUAACAUGAAUUCUCUCAAUGAAUAUAUAAAUACUACAAAUAUAUGUGGGAAACAUCAGAAACAAGAUAAAAAACGAGGAAAUCAUCGACGAUGUCCUCAACGAAAUGAAAACUAUACGGAAUUGAGAGAUCGUAAAGUUAUCGAUAAUAAUAAUGAACUAUUAGAAGAAACUGACGUGAUAGUGCCCACAGAAUCUUUUAAAAAAUGUUUAGAAGGUAUCGAGAGACUAGAAAAUUGUAUAGAAAAAACAAACAAACACAAUGAGUAUCUUCGUGAAAAAUAUGGCAUCGUCAUUGAAUCUGCUGGCGCUAAAUCUGGUUUAGCGAGCUCUAGUAUAGAUUCUAGUGUAAAUUCUAAGAUCUUUUCUAAUCCUGUUCGAAAAUAUACAGACUUACAGGAAGAACCUAUUAUUUCGGAAACCUUAGAGAAUUUAUUUCCUUCGAACAGGUGUUCUUUUAAAGAUUCUUCCAUGUCGAGAUUUACAGAAGAUCCAUAUGAUCCAUUAAGGAUCUAUGAUGACUUUUACGAUACGAAUAAUCAAGAAGUGUUUAGUAUAAAAAGUAAAACUGAAAGAAAACAUUCUAAUCGAUUAAUAAAUGCUUAUCCAUCUUGCCAUUGUCGUACAAAAAAUAUUUUCUAUAGAAAAGAGAAACAAUUUCAAAACAAUACUUGCAAACUUUAUCAUUUUUAUGAUGAUAGAAGUAUGAACGAUCUUCUCGAUGAUUCAGCCGCAACGGAGGAUGAAAAUAUAGAGUUGUCAAGUAAUAUUUUAAUGAAGCCUAUAAAGUAUUACGAACAUUUAGAAAAAUCAUUCGAGGAUAAUGGCUUUCCAAGAUUGAUGACAAACACUUUUUUGAGAUGUACAAAAAAUGAAACACCGAAUUUUGUUAAUUCAAGAAUAUUCCAUCGGGCUACUGUUACUGAUACUAAGCCAUAUUCCUGGGAAAGAUGGCGAUAUCGCCCUGAAAGUCCAAGAGCAAAAUUUUUAGAAUUGUUGCACGAAAGACGACGCAUCGUUGAAAACAGCAGAGAUGUCACAUUUUAAAAUAUCAUAUCCAUCAAAUGUGUAAAUUAUAAAUUCAUUUCUCCGAUAUAUUUUUCUACAUUAAUGAUUAAGUAAAACAAAAAAAAUAAUGCAAUAAUGAGACAAAAAAUUGACAGAUACUAUUUCUAUCUUUCUCACUGUCCUAUUUUAACACAAUUAACAGUAAUUUAAUUAUUUUCUACCAGUUAUUUAAGAAUUACAAUGCAUUUAUACAUACUUAUACUUACACAUAUGUACAUUAGAAUAUAAUAAGACUUUAAAAAUUGUAUAAUUGAUACAUACAUUUUUCUCUUGAAACCUAAGAUUCUUAAUGACUUCAAUGAUCUAAUAUAAGAAUAACAAUCUAUUUAUUUUCAAUAGAUAGAAAAUUCUUAAUUAAACAAUAAAAUUAAAUUGCGACAAAGAUAUUGUCACUUUAUGUUGAAAAGUCAUCAUUUAUUACAAAACAAUUCCUUUUAUUUAUUUCCUGCUCAGUCUUUAUCAAAGGAUUCAAUUCAAUUGUCUUUUUUCACACAAAUAUUAUAGAGAAAUUAUUUAUAAAUAAUAAUAUUAUUCGCCAUAUCUUUGUUCUCGCUUACUAUAUUUUUUUAGUAUCCAAAUGAAGUCCUUUACUGACACAUUGUGGCAUUCAGGUAACGUGCUGAAAAUAUAUAGAAAUAAAUCUAUAUCAAUUUGUUUAAAUAAUUUAGUUGAUAUUUUUACAUACACAAAUCCUGUUGUCCUAAUAUGCCAUGGAAGAAAACCAUAUGUAGAGCAAAUAUGUCCAUGUAUUAAAGCUAGAUCAGGAUCAGGAAUUCCUUUCAAUGUCAUUUUCUCACAAAUAAAAUUCUCAUUGAUUUCUUCUAUUUUUAAAUUUUUUGUUGUUACAGCUUCUGCUAAAUGCUGCGUUAAUAAUACUACUCCUCCCUUUCCGCUAUUCUUACAUGGUAAUAAUAUUCGAAUCACAGUGUUAGAACCUAGAAAAAUAUAUAAAAUGUUAUUAUAGACAAACAAAAAGCAUUAAGUAUAAAGUUACAAACAAAUUGCAUAUAAGAAAUUUAUUUUCAUUACUGUUUCAAUUAGAUUCAUUUUCAACUGUAUCAAUCCAACAAUCAAUUGUUACAUAAGGUAGGCACAAUGAACCUUCUUGAAUACAUCAAUUUUUCAAAAGGAUUGGCCCUCUUCAGAAGUGGUGUCAAUUUCCAUGUAAAGGAAUACUUUUAAAAACUUAUUGGUAAUAUUC
Vespula pensylvanica (western yellowjacket) is the source of this 8803-nucleotide messenger RNA. Its product is annotated as kinesin-related protein 8-like. Gene Ontology annotation, molecular function: ATP binding; microtubule binding; microtubule motor activity. The record is from RefSeq and is a predicted model, not a curated record. NCBI's taxonomy places the organism in Eukaryota, Metazoa, Arthropoda, Insecta, Hymenoptera, Vespidae. Bases 2248 to 7581 code for a protein of 1777 amino acids. The transcript is spliced from 6 exons. Gene Ontology annotation, biological process: mitotic spindle organization; microtubule-based movement.